Nerophis lumbriciformis (worm pipefish) is the source of this 2001-nucleotide messenger RNA. RefSeq names its product VPS37D subunit of ESCRT-I (gene vps37d). NCBI's taxonomy places the organism in Eukaryota, Metazoa, Chordata, Actinopteri, Syngnathiformes, Syngnathidae. Gene Ontology annotation, biological process: ubiquitin-dependent protein catabolic process via the multivesicular body sorting pathway; protein targeting to vacuole; protein targeting to membrane. The record is from RefSeq and is a predicted model, not a curated record. Gene Ontology annotation, cellular component: ESCRT I complex.
UGAGCGAGAUGUGAAGCUCGGCGAGGACUUUUCCCUUCAACGCUCUCCUAAAGUGUCUCCUGGGGCUUUUUUUUUUUUUGGACGACCAAACAUGUCCAACUUGAAGGAGUCCAGCGCCUGCCCGGACGGCUACCGGGCUCUGAGCACCGGCGAGCUGCGGGAGCUUUUACAAAACGACGACAAAAUGGAGCAAAUCAUUCGCCUCGACGAGAAGUUUCAGGAACUUCAAGUGGACAGGGAGAUGCUGCUGGCGUCCAAUAGGAGCGUGGCCGACGAGAGCCUGACUCGACGGCCCCGCCUUAAUAACGGCAAACUCCAGUUGGCGGAGAAAUACAAGCAACUGUCCAAGCUGGCGUCCACUUGUUAUGAAAAACACAGUCAACUUGGGACACAAGUCCAGAAGCACAGCCUGCAGACUGCACAGAACCUCCUGCAGGAAGAGGUGGCCCGUGCCGAGGAGCGAUCUGAGGAGCUGCUGGACAAGUUCAUGGAAGGGAACGUCAGUCUGGAUGAGUUCUUGGACUCCUUCCAGGGCUCCAGAAGGACUUAUCAUAUACGGCGAGCACAAGCGGAGAAGAUGCAAGAGUUGAGCCGCGCCAAGAGGCAGGCGGGCAAGGAGAAGGAGGAGACGGCGGCGAAGGUCCCGUCCGAGCGGCUCCUCCCGGACCCGCCGCGGCCCAACGGCCUGGUAGCGCAGGCACCUCUCCGGGUGUUCCAGGUGCGCUACGGACUCACGCCAGCAAUCCUCCUCCCGCAUUACCCCGCAUCUCCGCCCAACCACCAAAGCAGGACUCCCCCGCCGGAGCCGCACCAAGGACACGUGCUCGCCUCCGGCGGUGCCCCGGGGCACAGACAACCGGUCGGCCUCAGGGUCAUCGGGCAGCUGCCGGGGGGCUGGCCGGCUCACGGGCGACCUGUGCGGCUGCAGCAGCUCUACAGGCCCAACCCCCAACAGCCCGAACCGCCAUUUCGAUAGCACCACAAACACCCGCUUUGAAAGGUCUGGGAUCCUAAGAAAGACGAGGGUCCGCUUCUUUCAUGUUACAAAAGAGCGACAGCGGCGAAAAUGGCGUUCUGUACAAACCCUCGUUUGACGCUCCUGAACGAGACAAAAGACGUCUUAUUUAUUGUCGCACACGUGACCAUCGACUGAAAAACCUCUCAGCUAUUUUUUAUUCUUCUUCAUAUUUAUUCCCGUACAUCCUGCUUUCGAUGGCCGCCUUCAAAGAUGCUGAAGAAAGAGCUGCUUCCCCUUUCAAGGCAGACGUUCUUGUUCCUUCCCUCCCCCUCGGAGCGGAGGAUUUAAAUCUCCACGGGAGGAAGUCAGACUCGUUAGCGGCGCUCCCGCAGCUUUUGGGAUUAUAAUAAUCGUCCAAUGUUAUUUUUUGGGUUUUUUUUUGGAGGGGCGGUGCUUUGUUUGUUUUUCUCACACAAAAAGUCGACUGUGUUGACAAACUUCUUGAAAAAUGUCUUUUCAGAGGCCAGUGCACACUUGCAUCAAUAAUGAUCAUACUUGCCAACCCUCCCGGAUUUUCCAGGAGACUCCCGAAAUUCAGCGCCUAUCCCGAAAACCUCCCGGGACAAAUUUUCUCCCGAAAAUCUCCCGAAAUUCAGGCGGACUCAGGUCCUCCACAAUAUUAAAAAGCGUACCUGCCCAAUGACGUUAUAACUGUAGAAUGAUGGAGGGCGAGUUCUUGGUUUCUUAUGUGGGUUUAUUGUUAGGCAGUUUCAUUAACGUCCUCCCAGCGCGGUAACAACACACAACAACAGCAGUCACUUUUUUGUAUACCGUAAAGCAGUUCGUCUGCCGUAAACAGCAAUGUUGUGACACUCUUAAACAGGACAAUACUGCCAUCUAGUGCAUUUGAUGAAAGCACUUUUGUGCGUGCCACACAGCAAUGCAUCAGAGAGGGUGUUCAGCAUGGUUCGAAAAAUAGUGACAGAAAAUAGAACAAGGAUGGACAAUUCAACCCUUAACUCAACAAUGAGUAGAUGAGUGUU